Messenger RNA from Planococcus citri (citrus mealybug), 3651 nucleotides. Its product is annotated as E3 ubiquitin-protein ligase TRIM33-like. Bases 286 to 3372 code for a protein of 1028 amino acids. The transcript is spliced from 18 exons. Gene Ontology annotation, cellular component: chromatin. NCBI's taxonomy places the organism in Eukaryota, Metazoa, Arthropoda, Insecta, Hemiptera, Pseudococcidae. The record is from RefSeq and is a predicted model, not a curated record. Gene Ontology annotation, molecular function: protein binding; zinc ion binding.
CCGACUUUGAGCCUUGAAGUUUGAGAAGAAAUUGGUAGCUUUUUGAAACCUUUUCUAAAAUCCUUUACCGUUAUAAGUACUUCAGUACAAAAUGGCUGUCUGCGUUUAUCGGAAGUAAAUUCGCUAUCUUCCCAGACGUCGGAAGCGGAAUAGACGUUAGUGAUAAUUAAUUUCGGUUCGUGAGCAAAUAGUAAUAAACAAAUUCCAAGUUCACAUGAAUUAUCAACACGAUACCAGCUGUACAUACAUGAUGCCAGUUUGAAAUAUCAGCUGUAGACAGAUAAUAUGGAAACACAAACUGCUCGCAGCAGUUGUGUGAAAUCAGAACGAGAAGAUCGUUCGACAGCCAAAACGAAUGGUGCUGGUGACUCGGAUGAAGUGAGUCCUAGCGCUACCGACGAUGGAUCCAACACUCCUUGGUCAAUAUUCCAGUGUGUUUUCUGUAAUAAAUCCGUCACACGAUUCGAAGAAGUGAAAUUACUCGAGUGUCUUCAUUCCGCUUGUAUCGACUGUAUUAAUACGCCAUCUAAUUCGAUAAGUAAUGAAACAAAGAGCGGCGUUUAUUGCAAAAUUUGCAAAAUAAUUUCAAGUUCCUUGCUCGAUAAUCAUUUUUUGGCUUGUUCGGUCCCGAAUACCGAAAACGUACAAGGGAAUAACGAUGCUUCGAGAUUAGCUAACGUAAAAUGCACAAAUUGUCACGAUUCGUUGGAUGCAACUAGUUGGUGUGUCGAGUGUAAUGAUUUCCUAUGCGAUGUUUGUGUCCAGGCACAUCAAAGAUUGAAAAUUACCAAAGAACAUACCAUCAAGCCAAAGGAAGAAGCUGACUCUGAUAACAAUUCGCAUAAUAUGAUUGAUACUAAACUGAAAACUAUAGCUUGUUCUACUCAUCCUCAGGAAAAAUUAACAUUGUUUUGUGAAACUUGCGACAAAUUAACGUGUAGAGAUUGUCAACUAACGGAACACAGACAACAUAACUAUAAGUUUAUAGAUGAAAUAGCCACUCAAACCAGAAAAAAUAUCGAUACAUUGCUCGCAGAAGUAAAUUACAAAAGACAAUUACUUAAAAGCGCUAUGAAAGUAAUCGAUGACAGACAACAGAUGAUCGUAGACAAGAAGAAAGCACUAAAUAAUGAAAUCAUGCAAGCAUUCAUGAAACUGACAGAAGCGAUCACUACCAGAGGUAAAUAUUUAGUCGAGAAGUUAAAUGAAAUCUGUGACACGAAGCAGAGAACCCUGAACGAGAAAAAAGUUGCUUUAGAACAACUAUCGUUGCUUACCGAUCAUUGUACUGACUUUAUUAGUAGUGCGCUCGAAAGAGGAUCUGAUAUGGCCGUCUUGAAGACUAAAACAGCAAUGUUGAAUCAUCUUCAAAACGUUAAAAGUAAACGAGCUGAUAUACCCAACCCUGAAAUUCCGGUUCGAAUUCAAAUCGCGUUAGAUAAAUCGAAUGAAAUUCGCCACGCAAUUUCUCGAUUGGGAAUAAUCAUCGUGGACGGUCGUCAGUACGCUCCUCCUGUCGGUCCAUUGGUGCAACAGCAAAUGCACCAACAGCAGCAGCAGCUCUCUCAAGCGACUGCUUCUCAGCACAGUCAUCAGCAGCAGCAGCAACAACAACACAUGCAACAGCUUGGGGCACAACAACAGCAACAACAACAUUUUCAUCAACAGCAGAACGUUGCUCAAAUGAAUCAUGCGAUGAAUAGUCAAAUGUUCGUUCCACCUCCGGCUUAUGGUACAAAUCAAGUUAAUCAAGUUAUGAAUAAUACUUAUAGCAGACCUUCGGGCCAAGGCAGUGUACAAAAUUUGCGCCAACAAAUUUCACACAUCCGGGUACCUUCGAGUAAUGUUCUAUAUUCGGUUUCAACUAAUCAACAACCUGGAAGAAAUGUGGGUCUUACCGCGUAUCAGCAGCAAGUCACGUCAUCUACACAUCCUCAAAAUUCACUCUAUAAUACUGUAGCCAAUUAUGACCAAAGCCUUCGAAAAUUACUCAUGACUGCUGAUAAAUCAAAUCCUUCGCUAAUUGUGUAUCAAAACGCGGAUACGAAUUCGAAUGCUCGCGUUCAGUCAGCAUCGCCUCAAGCUGGAAUGUCCAGAACUUUGCAGUAUUCUCCGGCGUUGAAUAAAAUGUAUCAACAGACGUAUCAAACUCAGUCUUCCAUUAUGCAACCUCAAGUCACCGUACAACCAGGUCGAUCAAAUAUGGUCAGUCCACAAGCACGUCAAAUACUAUCGAGAGAAAAUUCGCUGAGUCCUUCGCCUCAACAACAUCUGCAAUGGCAUACGCCUCAGAUAAAUACCAACGCUCAUAAACAAUCAGCCCCAUCGACCAGUAUGCAACCUCAAGUUCUGCACGACGAUUCGUUUAAAAUCACUCUUCCGCCGACCAGAUCUAAACCUUCGGAUACGCCUCCUGCAGCAGGAGUAGCUGUAACGUCUUCUGUUUCAAAAACUCCUAGUCCUCAAUUGAAUCAGGGUAAAGCUUCACCCGAAGAAACAGCGAAGAAUUUAGAUAAAGUUGGCCAAGACUCUGUGAACGAUUUAAUGGCCACGAUCGCCCGACUAGACAGCAAUGGCAUCAAAGUAAUACCGGAAACGAAUCGCAAACCAGGUGAUUCACCUUUAGUAGAUAGUUCAACGGGACCACCAAUUGAUCAAUUAUUACAUGGAAAUUCGAACGACUCUACUUCUAUAAACACAGCUGAACCAGAGACUCAAAAAGGAUGCGAUGACCCGAACGAAGACUGGUGCGCUGUUUGUAUGGAUGGCGGUGAAUUAGUCUGUUGCGAUAACUGUCCGAAAGUUUUCCAUAUUAAUUGUCAUAUACCUCCAUUGCCUGUUUUACCUGGAGAAACAGAUUCGUGGCAAUGUAUGUUAUGCACAAAUAUCAUGGAUUGCGUGAACGCUGUGCGUAACGCUACCGAUGAUCAGGCCGUCGAAGGACAGAUGUCUCCUAAGGAGCGUAUUAUCAUGGAACGAUUACUGUUAGAAUUGUAUUGCCAAUACGAUCCCUCGCUUCCUUUCAGAGAAGUCGUUAGUCCGGAGAUGACCGAUUAUUAUCAGAAAAUCAGAAAACCAAUGAGUUUGGAUAUUAUCAGACGAAGGUUACUGAAGAGUUGCCAAAAUCCGUAUACGAGUUUACACGAAGUUGUCAAAGACAUAAGACUUAUAUUUAAAAAUGCAUACCGUUUCAACGAAGAAGGAAGUCAGGUAUACAACGACGCGAAGAAUCUGGAAGAAUUUUUCGAUCAAAUGAUGGGAAAAUGGUUACCAAUGUACGCGUUUGAUAAUGGAGCGCAAGACGACACCGGCGACGAAUCUUUCAGCGGCCCACCGCCGGCGAAAAAGAGUAAAAAGCUGACCAACGAAUGACAAAUAUUGAAGUCGCCGUUAUCGAACAACGGCGAUAAUUCGCCCGAGCCGGAGGAAGUGACUCAAGUUUCCGAACCGAUACCGGAUGCGGAAACAUCGACGUCAGAUAAUCACAAUCAGAGUGCGAUAACGGAGACCGAGGUUGAUACGAAUACUGAAACGGAAAAAUCCACCGAAGCUGACACCGAAACCGAAGCUGCCGCCGUCGUAGCCCCCGACGUUGUCGAAAAUGACGAGACUCAGAACGAUAUCAUGGACGUGGAUGCUCCAUUAACGGUU